Sclerotinia borealis F-4128 is the source of this 1605-nucleotide messenger RNA. The record is from the annotation of a GenBank genome assembly. NCBI's taxonomy places the organism in Eukaryota, Fungi, Ascomycota, Leotiomycetes, Helotiales, Sclerotiniaceae.
AUGCAUUUUUCAAAGAAGGCUCUGGCAGCCCUUAUUGGGUCUGUGACUAGCGCGAGUGGUACGAUUUUGUGGGAUGGCCGAUUCGAUUCUUCUACCAUGGCGGAUUUGGAGGCUUGGUCCUUCAGUAAUGCUGUUGGUGAUUAUCAAAAUUAUAUUCAUGGCACAGGCAACUUCACCAAAUAUGUCGCCCUCGACAGCAGCUACAAGAACCCUGCCGAUUCUGGAUCAUCCCUCGGUGCCAAAAUCACCCUCGAUAGCACCUCAUACUGGGAAGGCCAAACCAUGCGUCGUACCGAAUUGAUUCCUCAGACUAGUGCAGCUAUCGGCAGCGGAAAAGUCUACUAUCAUUUCAGUAUGAUGCAUACUGCUACCAACGCACCAAGCAUCUACAGAGAACAUCAAAUAUGUUUCUUUGAGAGUCAUUUCACUGAGAUGAAGAGUGGUUGGAUUAGUGGGGAGUCGGGUUCAAGUGAUCCGUUGUUGAGAUGGGAUGUUAGUGCUACUAGUCAAUGGAGUACUAACUGGACUGCUGGUGUCUGGCACAACAUUGCUUACGGAAUUGAUUUCUCCGCAGGCUCUGUUGAAUUUUACCACUCCACCGGCUCCGACGCCCUCACUCUUACCGUCCCAGCAGUCUCGGUCUCCGCCUCUUCUAAUGGUGCCGACUGGCACUUGGGAGUUCUCGAACUUCCUGUUACCGGCCAAACCGACGGAACCGAAGAUUUUUAUUUCUCGGGUGUAUAUAUCGAGAGUGGAUCACUUACUACUAAUGUUGCCGGACCUGGAGGAGUUGUUUCAUCAAGCUCUAGUACUUCUGCAACAACGUCAGUAGAAUCUUCCUAUAUUGCUUCUUCUAGCUCGGUUAUUUCUGUCCCUAGCUCGACCGAUGUUGUGGAGGUUUCCAGUUUGGAACCCUCUAGUGCGACAUCGGUUCAAGCUGUUUCAACUCAGGCUGCUGUAUCUGUCUCUUCUUCAUGUGCAUCUACUAUUAUUUCGUCUGUCCUUUCAAUCGCCUCACCAUCCACCAAAAAGUCCUGCACUAAGAAAGUAUCCUCGGCAACCUCAAUCGCUAGCGUUUCAGCCCAAGCCUCAAGCCCAGCAACCAACAGUAUCGUCGAAUUCACCUCAAUAGCUACUUUAACCUCUGUGAACGUCAUUCCCACCACCAUCUAUGUCAUAGCCGGAGGCUCCACAUUCACAAGCACCUCCUCAAUAUCAACAACCUACACCAGCAAAUCCGCCAUCCUCACCCAAUCAUCCAUAGCCGCGCCCUCCACAUUCCUUACUAGCAAAAAGUCCUGCUCCAAGAAAUCUUCUACAUCCAUUUCCGCCAUCUUUUCUGUAACAGGAAAUGCCAACGUGCUCUCAUCCACAGCCCUAACAUCUGCAUCUAGUACACCUCACACAAGCGUUACUAUGACGAUUACCCAAACUACUUCAACUACCAUUAGUUCUAGUGCAGCGGCGACUUCGACAGGCGGAACGGGCGCGGGUUCCAUUGCAAAGUAUAUGCAGUGUGGAGGGACGGGGUGGACAGGAAGUGGCGCUUGUGUUAGUGGAUCUACUUGUACGGUGCAGAAUCCUUAUUAUUCGCAGUGUAUUUGA